AUGUUUCGUCCUGCUGGACUCUCUGACGAAGAUUCCGAUAGCGAUGAAUAUGGAUUUGACGAAAAGCCGAGAAGAACUUUUAAUUAUUACAAUAACCAAGAAAACCUUAAAAAGAAAUUAGAGAAUAGAUUACAAGAUGCAAUUAUAAAUGGAAACAUUAAAGAGGUUGAGAAAAUUAUUGCACUUGAUCUAAAAAACAAUGUCAAUAUCAAACUAGACAGUGGAUGGACCGCUUUAAUGCAUGCCUGCUUCCAUGCACAAAAGAAAAUUGUUGAUCUAAUACUAGAGAAAGGAGCUGAUCCAAAUUUACAUGCAGAUUCAGUUACUCCAGUAAUGGUAGCAUGCUCGAACAGUAGUGCCAGUGAAGAUAUAGUACACAACAUAGUAACUAGUCUUAUAUCACAUCACAGCUUACUCAAUGUGGGUGAUAAAUAUGGACAAACUCCUCUCAUGAGAGCAGUUAGUAGUGGCCGCGUAACUGUUGUUGAACUACUCCUGUCAAAUAAUGUUAAUAUUGAGAUGAGGGAUCGACAAGGUUGGACAGCAUUGUUCUGGGCUGUCCAUCACAAUCAAGCCAAAAUCCUGGAAAUACUAAUAUCUAAAGGUGCAAGACUGACGGAAAUAGACAUGUCCAGUAGAACAGUCGUAGAAAUUGCACAAUCUCAUGAAUAUCCACAGAUUCUAGAAAUACUUAACCAACAUUUAAAAUUUGACACUGAAGAAGAAGUUGUAGGGGAUGAUAUGACUGAAUUAGUGUCAUGGCAAGAUUAUUAUCCAGGUAUUAGAAGUGAUGAAAGGCCCAAGUAUACUACUGAAAUAAAACAUUUACUAUAUGGUAUGAAUUGUGAGAAGUUAACUGACAUCAUUGUAAAGAAUCAUUUGGAUUUAAGAACAUUUCUGUUACUGGAAGAGGAUGGUAUGGUAAAAUUGGGAAUAGAAAUGCCGUUUGAAAGGCAGAGACUAAGGCAUGGGCUAAAAGCAUUUCAUAUGAAGUCUUGGAAACUGAACACUGUGGCAGGACUCCACGUUCAGAAGCGUGAUACCUGCAGCGUACAAGAGUGUCUAGGUGUAUUGGGGAGUCAUUUACAACAGUUGUAUAUACUGGAAGCGACACUACAAUAUGUUUUGCGUGAUUACUGUCGAAUACACAACCAGAUAAAAUUUGAACCACCAGAUUCACCUGUCACUCAAAAAAUGCAGGCGGCUGCUAAGAAAGUGUUAACUAAUAUAGGCAGUAUUCGGCGGGAAAUUAAAACUAUGAAAGCUAUCCAUACAAAGAUAAGUAAAAGUAACCCAAAACCAGCUGAUUUAAUCAAGGAAAAGUCUACCAAAGAUCUGAUAACAGGAUAUAUUACUGAUGCUAUUGUACUUUGUUCUAUUGGCGUCGUUGCAUACCAUACCAAAAACUGUGUUAUGAGUUUAUUAAAAAAAUAA
Leptosia nina is the source of this 1434-nucleotide messenger RNA. The record is from the annotation of a GenBank genome assembly. Lineage: Eukaryota; Metazoa; Arthropoda; Insecta; Lepidoptera; Pieridae.